GGAGCUGUCACUAGGCGAUUGGCCUCCUGUGGGAGCACUUCCGGUGACGUGGAGUUAGCCGGGGAGGAAUGAUGGCUGGUACUCGGCGCUCGCUGCUGUUUCUGACCGCCCUGUGUGUGGCUGUGGCCCCCCGGGCCCUCGCUGCUCCCCGAACCCUAAUCCUACUGGAGAACAUCAACAUCAAGGAGACCCACUCACUGUUCUUCCGCGGCCUCGCCGACAGAGGAUUUGACCUAACCUUCAGAACAGCUGAUGACCCUAGCUUGUCACUCAUAAAAUAUGGAGAGUUUUUGUAUGACAAUCUGAUAAUAUUCUCACCGUCAGUAGAAGAUUUUGGCGGAAACAUCAAUGUUGAGACGAUCAGUUCCUUUAUUGAUGGAGGUGGGAGUGUUCUGGUGGCUGCCAGCUCAGAUAUUGGGGAUCCUUUGCGGGAAUUGGGCAGUGAAUGUGGUAUUGAAUUUGAUGAAGAAAAAACUGCAGUAAUAGAUCAUCACAACUAUGACAUCUCUGAUCCUGGGCAGCACACACUAAUUGUGGCGGAUUCAGAGAACCUUCUGAAGGCACCAACCAUCGUGGGAAAAUCUACUUUGAAUCCCAUUCUGUUUCAGGGGGUUGGCAUGGUAGCAGAUCCUGAUAAUCCUUUAGUGCUGGACAUUCUCACUGGGUCCUCAACUUCUUACUCCUUUUUCCCUGAUAAACCAGUCACACAGUAUCCGCAUGCUGUGGGAAAAAACACUUUGCUAAUUGCAGGGCUACAGGCCAGAAAUAAUGCUCGUGUUGUGUUCAGUGGAUCAUUGGAUUUCUUCAGUGAUGCUUUCUUUAACUCUGCUGUCCAGAAAGCCAGUCCUGGCUCCACCAGAUUCUCCAAAACUGGAAACUAUGAGCUAGCUUUAGCUAUGGCCCGCUGGGUGUUUAAAGAGGAGGGAGUCCUGCGGGUUGGCGCUGUUUCCCAUCACCGUGUUGGAGAAAACACUCCCCCCAGUGCUUACACAAUCACCGACCUUGUGGAAUACAACAUUGUGAUCGAGAAGCUUUCUGAAGGAAAGUGGGUUCCAUUUGAUGGCGAUGAUAUUCAGUUGGAGUUUGUUCGCAUUGAUCCAUUCGUUCGGACUUUCCUGAAGAAAAAUGGUGGGAAAUACAGUGUUCAGUUUAAACUACCUGAUGUGUAUGGUGUCUUCCAGUUCAAGGUGGACUAUAACCGACUUGGCUACACGCAUCUGUAUUCAACAACUCAAGUGUCUGUACGACCGCUGCAGCACACACAGUAUGAGAGAUUUAUCCCAUCUGCUUUCCCUUACUAUGCCAGUGCAUUCUCCAUGAUGGGCGGCCUCUUCAUAUUCAGCAUCGUUUUCUUACAUAUGAAAGAGAAGGAAAAGUCAGAUUAAGGAGAAGAGUCAUUGCUACGCACUGAGGGACCAGCAAGAGCAUUUAUACAGUGAUCCAACCGGAAGCAGCAGCCGAGCUCCUGGGACAGUGUCAUUCACUGGGUGGAAAAUGGGACAUCAUCUGUGAUUUAUUUUUUAUUUUAUUUUUUUUGGAAGGGUUAUUUUUUUGUUUUGUUUUUUUUAAUGUUUGCUCCCCCCCCAUCAUUGUUGGAGGUUGUAAAAUUAAAUGGGGCAAAUUGUCUUUAACAGGAAACCAGAAGAUUAGUGCUGGAAUCUUCUCCAGCAAUGAGUAACAGAAAGUCACUUGAGUUGUCAUUUUUAUUUUUGGACUGUAACUUGCACUUGGAGAUUAUUUUUGGCAUUUCUAUGAAAUUAAAGUGUUUCCCCCCCAUUU
Molecule: messenger RNA, 1779 nt
Organism: Pelobates fuscus (common spadefoot toad)
Lineage: Eukaryota; Metazoa; Chordata; Amphibia; Anura; Pelobatidae
Gene: DDOST
Product: dolichyl-diphosphooligosaccharide--protein glycosyltransferase non-catalytic subunit
Exons: 11
Coding region: 69-1385 (438 amino acids)
Cellular component (GO): endoplasmic reticulum membrane; oligosaccharyltransferase complex
Source: RefSeq, a predicted model, not a curated record